AUAGCUCACACAGCUAGCCCAGUCCUCGAUUGUCGCACGCACGAAUCAAGUCGACGUGCUCCUUGUGUCUCUUUUCUGAAAUCGUCGAGAAUCUGGGGCUGACGUUGUACACCGCGCAUCGCUCAAAAUUCAAUUUGAUCGUUUCGCAUCUGCGAGGGGGAAAAAAAUUAUACGAAAUUUAGAAGCGUCGAUAGACGAGUCGCGUGCAUACACGAUUUUCGUCGCGUCGAAUGCGAGGACGUCGCAACCGGUCGUCCUAGAAUUUUUGAAAAUUUUGAUUAAAUUUAGUGAAACACUCUUCGAGAAAAAGAAGACCCUUGAUUUAAAUCAUUAUUUUGUAUAAAGGAAUCACAUUGCAAAGAUUGUCGAGAGAAGCGUUUUGUAUUAAAAUAUUUUCUGAUUUAAAAGUCGUUACAAAAAAAAAAAAAAAAAAGCAGAUUAUACAUCUGUUUUUACGUGGGCGAUGCUAAUAAAUUCUGUUAUCAAUAAUUUAAUGGAUUUUAACACUUACCGCUUUUAUUUCUUCACAAGAAAACAUCCCAAGCAAAAACAGAAGACAUAAUAAUCAAAUCUUGCAAUUUAGACAAAUUAAAAACGCAUUUAAAUGUCGCACACAUUAAAAAUCGAAUAAUUUCUGUCGUAACGCAGUAAGUAUAAUUACAUUAUGAUCAUCUGCGCAGUGAUGUCUAUGCAGAUCAAUAAACUGCAAUGCUUCCGACAUUCUGGCAAGAAGUUCUCGUAAGAAGUUCAUACUGCGGAAAUUAAGAAAAAAAAUGUGUCGCUUGAUCGAUCAUAAACGUCCAGUAAACGAAAAUGGAUUAAACCGGAACGUUCGCGAAAAUCUGAAUCUGUUUGAAAAUUUAAUGUUUAUAAGAAUUGAAUGAAGCACAUUUUCUAUGUCUUUCAAUCCAGAAAUAAGUUCAGUUUUAAAAAGUCAUGAAUUCUGCUCGAGUCAAAGUUUUGGACACAAAAUGCAGCUUUUCGCAAUCCAAUUGCAUCUAAAAAAGUUUUUCCAUGAAAAUGGACAAUAAAUGCUACUUAAUUCAAAAUUGUGAGUAGAAAAUGCAUUAAUUGUUACAGUUCAUCUAAAUAAAAAAGAAAAAGUUUUUAUUUAAAAAUGUGCAUCAGUUUUUGAAAGUAUUUGAAUUUUUUUAUUUUUAUACCUUCAGAAGAACUGACAGUUGUUCUUGUAUUGUGGAAUAAAAAUUAAUUUGCUCACAGGUCAGUCUAUUUUCACGAAUUUAAAGUACGCAAAUUCGGAUAGAUUCAAAAGGACUAAAAUUUUUAAACCAUUUUAAUUCAUUUUUUUUUACUGGACGACAAAUCCAAACUCUCGCGAAGACAGAUCGUCUUUUACGUAAUUAUAAGAAGCAUGUGUAAUUAUAAUUACAAGUUGUAACACUAUGAACGCUUAUUAUGGCGUCCGAUGCGUCUUUUUUCUUUUCUUUUGCGUCAGGAAAUCAUGCGAGCAAUGUUAACAAUCGCGCUGGUGUUCCUCGCGGGAUUCUUCAUCGCAGCGACCGAGGCGUCGAAGGGUCGUAAUUACCCUCAUUUCUUCAAACAUCGAAUGAAGCUGAGAGAAAUCCGCGGCUUCAAACCGGAAUACAUCUCCACGGCGAUUGGAUUCGGGAAGAGGGACAGACCCGCAGAGGCCCUGGAUCUUAGCGAGCUCGAGAGAGACCGUUUGUCAAUUUUGAGAAACCUCCCGCGUGUUGUAUCCGCGGAUGCGCUACUCCGGAUGACGCAGACGAAUCCUGCGCUGACUGGCAAACUGAUGCAGCUAUUGAUGCAGAACGAUCAAAGCGAUCAAGAAGAGUCAAUGACGGAACCUCCCGCGAGAGAGUUCGCGCAGUUUUAAUUCUUGCAAUAGAGAAGCAAAUAGCAACAUACGCAGAGGGUGACGCCCAUCUUAGGUUGUUAGACGAAACAUUCGAUACACCUUGGAAACAUACGUUCUUAUACGAUUCUCAGUUCUUCGCGUAUGUGUUGCGAAAUAUGUUGCGUAUAAUAGAUGCUGUUAUUCUCUAUUUUCUUGUAAUUCCCUCGCGAAGCAGUGUAUGUAUGUACACGAAGAAAUGACGAGACUGGAAAGACCUUUUUUUUUUCUCUCACCCGACAACCAUGCAGUUGAUCAAUGUAUAAUUAAUUACUUUGUUGUAGAACAUGUCUAAUGUAUGCAUAUAUCGAUGAUAGUAUCGUGUAACAGUUUUUUUUUUUAAUUAUUAAAACUAUAUGCAUGUCAAAGAAUAUACGAAAAUGAAAGUAGAUGAAAAAAAAAUAAAUACACAUUUUCCUCUUUAAAA
Solenopsis invicta (red fire ant) is the source of this 2303-nucleotide messenger RNA. Its product is annotated as allatotropin. Bases 1427 to 1858 code for a protein of 143 amino acids. The transcript has 2 exons. The record is from RefSeq and is a predicted model, not a curated record. NCBI's taxonomy places the organism in Eukaryota, Metazoa, Arthropoda, Insecta, Hymenoptera, Formicidae.